Molecule: messenger RNA, 4857 nt
Organism: Protopterus annectens (West African lungfish)
Lineage: Eukaryota; Metazoa; Chordata; Ceratodontiformes; Protopteridae
Gene: ADCY10
Product: adenylate cyclase 10
Exons: 33
Coding region: 1-4857 (1618 amino acids)
Biological process (GO): intracellular signal transduction; cyclic nucleotide biosynthetic process
Cellular component (GO): cytoplasm
Molecular function (GO): protein binding; adenylate cyclase activity
Source: RefSeq, a predicted model, not a curated record
AUGGCUCAGUCUGAGUUUACCUUACCACACAAAAUUAACAAACUUGCCAGCCUUGUUCCUGACUUGGUUGUUUAUCAGGAGAUAGAGAAGCCUGUCCCUCGUACAGAAGAGAUUUAUGGAGUACUACUGUUUGCUGACAUUUCAGGAUUCACAGCCCUAACUGAAAGAUACAGUAAAAUCAGUAAGAAGAACUAUGGGGCCAAUCAGCUAAGCAGAACUCUGAAUGAGUGCAUGACAGAGAUUGUGAAGCAUAUACUCAUAGCGGGAGGAGAUAUUCUCAAAUUUGCAGGAGAUGCAUUGCUAGCUCUCUGGAAAAUUGACAGAAAUGAUGUCAAGGAAGUUAUCUCGCUUGUGGUGGAAUGCAGUUUCAAUAUUCAGAAGCAGUACAUUUCUUGGGAAACAGAUAUAGGCAUUGAUCUACAAGUGAAAAUAGGUAUUUCUGCCGGGAAGAUCCAAAAGAUGAUUUUAGGAAAUGACGAGUCUGAACAUUACGCUGUUCUGGGCCUGGCCAUUGAUGGGAUUCGAAAAGCAGAGGGCUUGGCUACGGCUGGCGAUACUGUGUUGUCCACCAAUGCAUGGGAGCUGUGUGAUAAGACUGCUUAUUCCUUUAAGCCAAUAAAAGAUGAACGAUUUUUCAAGGUCCGGUACAUUAAGAGGCCUACAACUUUUGCUGUCGAGAAAUAUUUGGCAUCAGUCGGAUGUCACUUAGAAUAUGAAUCUGGAGCCAAAUGUUCAUUAAGGAAAGCGACAAAGUUAAAACCAAAUCAGCAGCUUGAAGAAGCUCUAGCAAAAUAUCUUCCACGAACGGUCUUAAAAAAGAUCGAGAAUGGUGAACCCUUGGAAUUUUUGUCAGAAGUUCGGCCAAUUACAACUAUGUUUGUUAAUCUACAGUUUAAGAAAUAUGUACCUCAAAACAGUCAGUGCGAGUGUUUGCAAUAUGCUCUACAGUACAUCAAUGAAGCUAUCAAGAAAUAUCGUGGCAGGAUUAAUAAAGUUCUCAUGUUUGACAAAGGCUGUACAUUUUUAUGUGUAUUUGGCCUUCCUGGAGAUAAGCGGGAGGAUGGAUGUGCUAAAGCCUUGCACUGCGCACUUAAAGUUCAGAAGUUUUGUACAGAUGACCUGACCAGGGUUGAAACUGCAUCUGUUGGUGUUACCCAUGGUCCAGCAUUUUGUGGUAUCAUUGGGCAUCCACUGAGAAAGGAGUACACAGUUAUUGGUGCAAAAGUUAAUCUAUCAGCUCGCCUGAUGAUGGCCUACCCCGGAAUGGUGUCAUGUGAUCAGGAUGUUUAUCAUUACUCCAAACUACCACCUUAUUUUUUUAGUAAACUUGAACCAAAGCCUUUGAAGGGUAUAGAAAAUCCUGGGCCGAUGUAUCAGUUUCUGGGGAGGAAGCACCUAUGGAUGAUUGGCAUGACUGAAUUUUCUGAUCCAAGGAGGGAAGAAUUUCCUAUUAUAGGUCGAGAGAAGGAGCUAAGUAUGUUUGAACAACUUUUGAGAGAACAGAGACGUGAUUUGUACCAUGUACUACUGUAUGAGGGUGUCACGGGCUAUGGCAAAACCAAACUGUUGGGAGAAAUUUGUUUCAGAGCCAAGGAGAAAGGCUUCAGAUCAGUCAUUCUGGAGUUAGCAAAAAUUGAUAGUAAGCAACCCUACUAUGCUAUCCGGUCUAUGAUUGUAAUGCUAUUACAGACAGAGAGCUGCAAAAACUAUGAUGAAAGAAAAGAAGUCAUUAUGAGCAAGAUAUCUACAUCCAAGAUUGAGAAAUACCUAUGUCUCCUAAAUUAUUUUCUGCGCGUUGAGUUCUCGGUAUCAGAGGAAAUUUCACAUAUGGAUUUCACCCAACAAAUGGAAAUGUUUAAGGAUCUCCUAAUUGAAAUAGUAAAUCAGGUGUUAGAGAAGGAGAAUUUAAUUUUUAUUAUUGACAAUGUGCACUUCAUCGAUAAAGAGUCAAUGGACAUCAUAAUAAGAAUUACCAACCAAACACCUGCCUUGUUUGUUAUGGCAUUGCAACCACUUACGCUUGAAACUCCACUCUAUGAAAAAGUUCAAAGUAUAAAAUCUUCAAAAACAUUAUAUAUGAAACUUGAGGAGCUGGACUCAUCUGCUGUUAAACAACUAGCCUGCAGUUUUCUUGGUGUUGUUCAAAUUCCAAAGCCACUAGAGAUCAUUUUAAAUACACAAUGCAGAGGGACACCAUUUUUCUGUAUUGAACUAUUAAAAUGUCUGUGUUAUAGCAACCUCCUUCGUUUUGAAGAAAUAGAGGAUGACAACGAUCUUGACAUGGAUUCUGUCAUUAAUAUCUCACAACUUAGUGAAGUGUGGCAGAAUAAAAAGUUAAAAAGGACUGCUCAAACCUUUGAGGACUUUAUAAAUGCAAGGAUUUCUAAAAAGUGCAUUGAUACUGAAGAUGAAAAGAAAACUCAUUAUAAAUGCUUAGCAAGUGAAAACGUGGAUUUACAAAAUAUUGCAGUUCCUCUGGCAAUCAAAGAUACACCACUGUCACAGCUUGAUAGUCUGAAUCUAGCUGAGCAAAUGGUAGUCAAAUGUGCUGCGAUAAUUGGCAGCACAUUCUUAGUUAAACUGCUGCGCUCCAUUCUACCAGAUGGCACUGUUCCAAGAUUAGAGACGACACUGAGGUCUCUGGUAGAAAAAAGAGUAUUCUGCUGUGCGUCACUUGUCAGGGACAGGUGGAACCCAUUUUUGUUACAAUCACAAAGUUCCUACACCACAGACUGUGCCUGCUCUUCACAGAGUCACAAAAACAUAGCAGAUGGAUUUAAAGCUAAAGAUGAUGACAUUAUUCAGAGGAGAAGUGACACUGAGCUGCAGUGCCGAAUGUUGGCAUUUUCCAUGCCAUUUGUACAAGAAACAGCCUAUGAGCUAUGGUUAGCUGAACCAAGAAGGGAGCUUCACAAGAAAUGCAUUACAUUUCUGCAGAAUGAUGCCCACAGGUGCAGUGCUUGUGGGGGUGGAACUUUUAUCUUUGCCCACAAGUUGGCUGCUGGAGUUUCAAAUGGGAAUGAUUCUGAAACACACGAUGAGCAUCACUUACACCACAAAGAAGAAUCAGGGCCAGCAAAUGCCCUAGAAACUAAAGAUCAUUGUGAAGUGAUGGAAGAGAAUGUUUCCACCCAAAAAGCUACUACCAAAACGUGUCGGAAGUUUCCAUUCCCAUUAUCAGGUAUAGUCAAACAGAAAUCAAGAAAUCAAGUAAGCCCUACUUCACAGAUCAGUAAGGACACUGAAUUGCUUAAGAAACUGGACAAGGUAAUUGAGCACUAUGUUGAAGACACAUCACAAAAAGUCUGUAAAUGUGCCAAAAUAGUGGAAUCGGUUACAGCUCCGCUUGCCAACCAUUUUGUGAAAGCUGGGAAUCUUGCCAUGGCUUUGCACUACCUGACUGAAUCUGCUGCUGGUGCGGUCUCUUUCUCCAACUAUAAUAUUGCACUGCCAUAUUUACUGCAAGCAAAAAGUAUCCUUAAAUGGGCUAAAGGAAGUACGAAGCAUGAACACGAGUUUACAAUCACAAGAGUGAAAAUAAGUAGGUUUGAGAAAGCCUGCGUAUGGAGCUUACUCGGGGAGGUCUACUAUCAUAUGGGUGACAUCAAACAAUCUAAAAUUUGUUUAAAGAAGGCCUUGAAGAUUUUAAACAGUCCUUUCCCAAGCAACAUCAUGGGGAUGUCAGUGAAACAUGUGUUUGAAAAGAUAAAGCAUGUUUUUAACAAUAACCGUUACAAGAAGCAGUCAGAAGAAUCAAGUGUUGAAGCAAAAGGUCAUCUUUACCUUCGUAUGUCUUGCCUGUCAUUUCUGUGGAAGAUAUACGCCUUGAAAUCAAACGCGCGAAAUGUAUGUGAAGCUGCACAUCUAGCAGCAACGACGGAAGUGAACUCGGCGGAAUGUACUGGCAGCCAUUUAAAGAAAAUUCAGGCAUACACUGAUUACUUCCUCUGCAGCCAGAUUUUGGGAAAGAUAGAUGAGUACAAAAAGUAUAAGGACCUUGCUGUGCAGAAAUGUCUAGCGAUUCCGCAGAGUAAAGAAGCGCUAUCAGUUAUUGCCUAUCUGGCUGAAGCAAUUUCUACUGUCAAUUUUUUCUUUGGUGAACUUACAGAAUCAAUUGAAUUUGGAUAUCGAGCACUGAAAGUUGCUAAUCUCCAAAACAAAUCAAGUCAACACAUCGGUUUUAUUCCAGUGUUAGCAAAAGCAUUGUUUCUUACUAAUAGAUAUGCAGAAUGUGUCUCUGCGCUGAACUACUUAGGAGAAAUCGCCAAUAAACACUGUGAUACCUUAGCGAAAGGCUGGCACUAUGCAGCAUGUUUAGAUAUACUGCUCCUAGGAGGUUUUGCUCCAAAACCUUUUGAAGAAUGUCUGGAUUUUUUCAUCAAGUUCCGAACAGACCGUGUUCUAAUGACUGAAAAUAGGCUGAUGUUAAGUGUGUAUUCGUCAAUUGCACUAUGGUUUGCAAGAAUGAAAGAAUGGGAUUUGUUUCUUCCUGCGUACAGAAAGGCUAAGUUGCUGGUGGAUACCAGCCAUGCCUGUUUUUAUUCUAUGAAUGGCUACACCAAAAUAUUUGAGUGUGAAGCUCUACUUCUUCAUAAAGCUUUUUGUGACGACAGCGCUGAAAUUGGCAGCUUGUAUAAGAAAACUAGGAAGCUUUGUAAAGACUUAAUGAACAGAUGCAUCACGUGCCCUGCAUCGUAUGCAAGGUUGUGCCACUUGCAAGCAUAUAUUUACCUAAUGUUUGGUAAGCGAGAUAAGGGACGUGAUCUUCUGCAAAAGGCGCUUGAUUCAUGUAACAAAAAUGGAAAUAAGGUAGAGGAGUGCUGGAUUAAGCUAAGCCAAAAAACAAAUCCUUCAUAA